ACAAUGUUUUUUUUUUGUCGGUGACUGAAGUAUGCAGCAAUGUGUUAGCCGACGGGCCCGGUUUACGAAAUACCUUCCGUUAACUAGAAAGUACUCAUAUAUUCUGCCUGAUUUGGGGUAAGUGAUAGACAGCCAAAGGUCGGAGCAUCAUCAGCUUCCCGCCUUCCUAACCCCAGCCUACUGGGAACAGUCCCAUGGAUGCUUGUUUGCUAAUGAGGAUUUACAGAUGUUUAUAAUCCCUUAAAGACAAAUACUACUUUGUUAGCCAAUUACUUGUCAACACAGACGACAAAGACAGAAAGCACCCCAGCAGCUCAGGAUGACAGACCCAGCAUUACGCAGGGUGGUGAGCGACAUCAUCCGAUCCCCAGAGGACAAACGGGUCUACAGGGGUCUGGAGUUCACCAACGGCCUGAAAGCGAUGCUCGUCAGCGACCCCACCACAGACAAAUCCUCUGCUGCAUUGGAUGUCCAUAUCGGAUCACUCUCUGACCCUCCCAAUAUAUCAGGCCUGGCCCACUUCUGUGAGCACAUGCUGUUCCUGGGUACAGAGAAGUACCCAAAGGAGAAUGAAUACAGCCAGUUUCUCAACGAGCAUGCAGGCAGUUCCAAUGCCUUCACCAGUGGGGAGCACACCAACUACUACUUUGAUGUGUCCCAUGAACACCUGCAGGGGGCGCUGGACAGGUUUGCCCAGUUCUUCCUCUGCCCGCUUUUUGACGAGAGCUGCAAGGACCGGGAGGUGAAUGCAGUGGACUCAGAGCACGAGAAGAACCUGAUGAAUGAUGCUUGGAGGUUGUUCCAGCUGGAGAAGGCCACUGGCGACCCCAACCACCCCUUCAGUAAAUUUGGAACAGGUAACAAGCUGACGUUAGAGACGCGGCCGUCUAAGGAAGGGAUAGAUGUUCGUCAGGAGCUGUUGAAGUUCCACUCCACGUACUACUCCUCUAAUCUGAUGGGGCUCUGUGUCCUGGGCAGAGAAUCUUUGGACGAGCUCACAGCCAUGGUGGUCAAGCUCUUUGCCGAGGUAGAGAACAAGAAUGUGCCCCUCCCAGAAUUCCCAGAACACCCCUUCCAGCAGGGCCACCUUAGGCAAUUUUACAAGGUGGUGCCCAUCAAAGAUAUCAGGAACCUGUACGUUACCUUCCCCAUCCCAGACUUGCAGAAGUACUAUAAGUCCAAUCCGGGUCAUUAUUUGGGCCACCUGAUUGGCCAUGAGGGCCCAGGGAGUCUGCUUUCCGAGCUGAAAGCCAAAGGCUGGGUGAACACACUCGUAGGAGGUCAGAAAGAGGGAGCCCGGGGAUUCAUGUUCUUCAUCAUCAAUGUGGACUUGACAGAGGAGGGUCUAUUACACGUCGAAGACAUCGUCUUCCACAUGUUUCAGUACAUCCAGAAGCUCCGCACUGAAGGGCCUCAGCAGUGGGUGUUCCAGGAGUGUAAAGACUUGAAUACAGUGGCCUUCAGGUUCAAAGACAAGGAGAGACCUCGUGGGUACACCUCCAAAGUAGCCGGUUUACUGCAUUACUACCCCCUGGAGGAGGUACUGGCAGCUGAGUACUUGCUGGAGGACUUCAGGCGGGACCUGAUUGAGAUGGUGCUGGACAAGCUGAAGCCAGAAUAUGUCAGAGUUGCAGUAGUUUCCAAGUCAUUUGAAGGACAGACCGAUAAGACAGAAGAAUGGUACGGCACGCAGUACAAACAGGAGGCCAUUUCAGAUGAGGUCAUCAGGAAAUGGCAGAACGCAGACUUGAACGGCAAGUUUAAACUACCCAUGAGAAAUGAGUUUAUUCCCACCAAUUUUGAGAUCUACCCACUAGAAAAAGAUUCUCCGUCGUUUCCUGUCCUUAUAAAGGAUACUGCCAUGAGUAAAGUUUGGUUCAAGCAAGAUGACAAGUUCUUCUUGCCCAAGGCCUGUCUGAAUUUUGAAUUCUUCAGCCCGUUCGCUUAUGUGGACCCAUUGCAUUGUAACAUGGCCUAUUUGUACCUUGAGCUGCUCAAGGACUCUCUCAACGAGUAUGCAUAUGCAGCCGAGCUAGCCGGCUUGAACUAUGACCUGCAAAAUACCAUCUAUGGAAUGUAUUUGUCUGUGAAAGGAUACAAUGAUAAGCAACACAUUCUCCUCAAGAAGAUCAUUGAGAAAAUGGCCACCUUUGAGAUUGACGAGAAGCGAUUUGACAUCAUUAAAGAAGCAUACAUGCGAUCCCUGAACAACUUCAGGGCGGAACAGCCUCACCAGCACGCCAUGUACUACCUGCGUCUGCUCAUGACGGAGGUGGCCUGGACUAAAGAUGAGCUGAAAGAGGCUCUUGAUGAUGUCACUCUACCUCGCCUUAAGGCCUUCAUACCUCAGCUGUUGUCACGGUUACACAUUGAAGCUCUUCUCCACGGCAACAUUACCAAACAGGCUGCUUUAGGCAUGAUGCAGAUGGUUGAAGACACUCUCAUUGAGCAUGCUCACACCAAGCCCCUCCUCCCCAGCCAGCUAAUUCGCUACAGAGAGGUGCAGGUUCCCGAUGGAGGGUGGUACGUCUACCAACAGAGGAAUGAGGUCCACAACAACUGUGGCAUUGAGAUCUACUACCAGACGGACAUGCAGAACACUCACGACAACAUGCUACUGGAGCUCUUCUGUCAGAUCAUCUCGGAGCCCUGCUUUAACACACUGCGUACCAAGGAGCAGCUGGGAUACAUUGUGUUCAGCGGGCCCCGACGCGCCAAUGGCGUCCAAGGCUUGCGUUUCAUAAUCCAGUCAGAGAAGGCGCCACACUACCUGGAGAGCAGGGUGGAGGCCUUCCUGCAGACCAUGAUGAAGUGUGUGGAGGACAUGAGCGAGGAGGCUUUUCAGAAACACAUCCAGGCCCUGGCUAUUCGCCGUCUGGACAAACCCAAGAAGUUGGCCGCAGAGUGCUCCAAGUACUGGGGGGAGAUCAUCUCCCAGCAGUACAACUUCGACAGAGAUAAUAUUGAAGUUGCUUAUUUGAAGACAUUGAGUAAAGAAGAUAUAAUGCAGUUUUACAGGGAUCUGCUGGCUGUAGAUGCACCCAAGAGACACAAGGUUUCCGUGCACGUGCUUUCCCGGGAGAUGGACUCCUGUCCUGUGGUGGGGGAGUUCCCGUGCCAGAACGACGUUAACCUGGCUCCGGCCCCCUCCCUGCCACAGCCCAUCCUGGUGCAGGACAUGACGGAGUUCAAACGGAGCCUGCCGCUUUUCCCGCUGGCCAAGCCGCACGUCAACUUCAUGGCCGCCAAACUGUGAAAGAGUCGCUCCCUGCUCAUGCCUCACCCCGCUGCGAACAGAGGCCCCCCCGGGAAUGCGAGAAGGCCGCCUGUCUGAGUCCGCGGGGGGGGGGGGGGGGGGGGGGGGGGGCGCUCGUUUGAGCACGAUCAUGAAUUUGACAAAAUAUAGCCGCACAGGUGUCAUUUUAAAGAGUUGUCUUUAGAACUAAAGUACACAUAGGGUGAUACAGAGGAGGACAAAUGAAUACUAAGCUUGAAAUCAAUAUCAUUGUCCAGUUGAUUGGUUAGGGCUGGGGGGUGUUAUUGACGUGCAGCAUGCAGGAAGAAGCUGCUUUGGUGAGAUUUAGCUAUUGUUUUGUAGUGCUGUAAAGCUGUCGUGUGAUUUUAGGAGGCUUGUUUGAGGGAUAGAGGGACAAUUUCAGGAGUGCUGGACUUUUGAACUUUCUUUUGUUCCCCAUUUUUUUGGGUUUUGUAUAUUUAUGACUGUUAGGCAUGGUAAAUGUGUUCAUUUCAAAUCCCUUUCAUUAUUACAAAUAUAUUCAUGCAGAGUAAAAUGGAAGAUCAUUCUGUAGCAGCCUUUAUGGACGUUUUUAAAAUCUUUGUACAAGCUUUGAAGGCAGACUGAUUUUUAUUUAUACAGAGUGUUGGCACCCUUCUGAGAAGCUGGUUUUAAACUGCCUACCAGAUGAGAUGGAUUUGAUCCUCCCUUUAACCACUGUUUCCGUCUUCAUAGCUUGUUCUCAGGGCUACGCACAUCUGGGCUCGGUUUUAUCUGAAAAUUACAAUAAAACAUUUUAAACAUUCUU
This is a messenger RNA of Brienomyrus brachyistius, 4043 nucleotides long. It is a transcript of the gene ide, whose product is annotated as insulin-degrading enzyme. The transcript has 26 exons. Gene Ontology annotation, cellular component: cytosol; peroxisomal matrix; mitochondrion. Gene Ontology annotation, biological process: peptide catabolic process. Lineage: Eukaryota; Metazoa; Chordata; Actinopteri; Osteoglossiformes; Mormyridae. The record is from RefSeq and is a predicted model, not a curated record. Bases 320 to 3256 code for a protein of 978 amino acids. Gene Ontology annotation, molecular function: metalloendopeptidase activity; metal ion binding.